AUGUUCGGAGCUUUCAGACCCACGAAUUCAUUAUGCUCGGGACUUCUCUGGAAGAUCCCAUGGCGGCUCUCAAAAUUCCAGAAAGCGCGACAACGGAAGCGUCUAAGGGCUGUCGAUACGGUUGUAGCAGUGCUUGAUAAUGCAUUAGCAAAGCAGGGUGCCACGAUGAAGGCUGUGGAGAGAUGGAAGGAAGAGAUGCCAAUUGAGCAGGAGAUGGUGCCGAAGGACAAAUACACCAUUUUUGACAGAAAGGAGAAGAAGUACAGGAAGAGCAUUCGAAAACUGCCGAAAUGGACGAGAGUGUCCCAACGAGUCAAUCCUCCUGGUUACUGA
Molecule: messenger RNA, 333 nt
Organism: Cadophora gregata
Lineage: Eukaryota; Fungi; Ascomycota; Leotiomycetes; Helotiales; Ploettnerulaceae
Exons: 3
Coding region: 1-333 (110 amino acids)
Cellular component (GO): mitochondrial large ribosomal subunit
Molecular function (GO): structural constituent of ribosome
Source: RefSeq, a predicted model, not a curated record